AUGCCCAUGGGUAGGUACCAUGGUACCAUAUGGUACUAUGGGCAACCAAGAGGGCAACAAAACGAAAAACAAACAGAAGAGAAACAAUGUAGGAAAUGUUUGGAAGAUGGACAUAGUUCUGCAAAUUGCAGGAAUGAAUGGAAAUGUCUCUAUUGCAAAGAAUCGGGACAUAAGAGGGAUGAGUGCAUGAAUAUGAAGAAGACAGAGGACAUCGAGGAGAGUCAAUCAGAUGAUGGAGAAGAGGAACAAAAUGAUGAAUCUCAGCAUGUGGAAACACAAAAGAGAGACGACAAUACAACACAUGGGGCUACAAAUACAGACACAAGGAAGGAAAGUAGAAAAGAAAAAAGAGAAAAAAACAUCGGUAAACAACAGGUACAAACAAUAGACAAGUUCAUCAAACCUUCGACUUUUGGCUGCGAGACUCCAAAAUCUCGCGACAGAAGCCUGUCAAAAUCACGCACGCCCCCGUCGCCGACGAAUAAAGAAAAGAAAAAACAUAAAAAUAAAUGA
Pecten maximus is the source of this 513-nucleotide messenger RNA. RefSeq lists its product as uncharacterized. Gene Ontology annotation, molecular function: zinc ion binding; nucleic acid binding. Lineage: Eukaryota; Metazoa; Mollusca; Bivalvia; Pectinida; Pectinidae. The record is from RefSeq and is a predicted model, not a curated record. The transcript has a single exon. The coding region runs from base 1 to 513 and encodes 170 amino acids.